CUCCUCCCUUCCCCCAAGCUAUAUAUUUCGAAGCAUUGCCCUCUCAGCGUAUAUUAUUAUUUCUUAUUUCGCAAUGAGAAGUACAAGAUGUCCAAGGCAGUCAGGAUCCCCAUCCGCACCCAAAAGGCCCCUCUGCCCCCGCCAUUCCUUUCCCAGGGCAUCGUCGUUGGCGACAUGGUUUACUGCUCUGGACAGGUAGGCGUCAAUCCUGCUACAGGAAACAUGAUUGAGGGCUCGAUCCAAGAAAGAACGAAACAAAUCUUUCAUAAUCUAAGUGCCGUUCUCGAAGCAGGGGGGUCUAGUCUCCAGGAUGCCGUGAAAGUGAACAUAUUUCUUGCUGAUAUGAAUGACUUUGCUGCUGUCAACGAAGUUUAUAGUUUGUUUUUCGCGGAUCCGAAGCCGGCCCGGACAUGCGUUGCGGUCAAGACCUUACCAUUGGGGACCGAUGUGGAGAUUGAGUGCUCUGGGGUGGUGAGUGUGCCAAGUCGUGUUUCUCGUCUAUGAGAGGCAAUGCAAGCGUCUGAAUGUGGCUGGGGGCGUGAGUACAUACAUGACUGGACAAAUGUAGAGACUUGUAUCAGGACGUGCUUAUGCACAUAUCACUACAUCUCGGCCG
This is a messenger RNA of Aspergillus sclerotioniger CBS 115572, 616 nucleotides long. RefSeq names its product YjgF-like protein. NCBI's taxonomy places the organism in Eukaryota, Fungi, Ascomycota, Eurotiomycetes, Eurotiales, Aspergillaceae. Gene Ontology annotation, molecular function: deaminase activity. The record is from RefSeq and is a predicted model, not a curated record. Gene Ontology annotation, cellular component: cytosol; mitochondrion. The coding region runs from base 88 to 504 and encodes 138 amino acids. The transcript has 3 exons.